AUGUUUGACAAAAAUCAAUACAGUUAUGCCCUGCUGGCCGGUGUGCGAGCAUCCUUGGCUCAGGACCCCAACUGGAUUGAGUUGAAUGCAGUCGGAGUGUAUGAGUUGCGGUCCUUCCAGAUGCAUCCGGGGGGUCCAGCGGUGUGGGGGGAGGCCUUCCAGGCUGCAGUCAGUGCCCACGCUGCCGGGGGGCACGCCCACCUGGUGGGGGUCUUUCACAGUGAGUUUGGAUGGCUCAACAACGUCAAUGCCCUGUGGUGGUACGAGAGUCCGGACCAGCGGGCAGCGCUAUGCCACAAAGCCCAUGGGGAUGCCAGGGUAGUGGCAGCCGUGAGGGAGAGUGUGACCUACCUGGGGUCGCAGAUGAACAAACUCAUGUUCCCCUGCCCCCACUCUCCCCUCAAGUGA
This is a messenger RNA of Salvelinus namaycush (lake trout), 408 nucleotides long. RefSeq names its product protein NipSnap homolog 3A-like. Gene Ontology annotation, cellular component: mitochondrion. The record is from RefSeq and is a predicted model, not a curated record. Bases 1 to 408 code for a protein of 135 amino acids. The transcript has 6 exons. NCBI's taxonomy places the organism in Eukaryota, Metazoa, Chordata, Actinopteri, Salmoniformes, Salmonidae.